CUAAAGGGGCGUAUUUUCAAGCCAUCUUGACUGAAGACCAAUUUCAAGGUACAUUGACCUGACACUAACUAAUGUCACUUAUUAAAGCUAUUCUACGUCUAAAAUGUCUCAGUCACAGAUAUGAAACCAGGUGGAGUCUGGGCAUUUGUCCGAAGACAAUAAGAAAGACUGGAGUACAGAAGAUGACGCUGUCGCCUCUGAAAAUACCGGCGGCUAGCUUGCCUGUGGCAUAGCUUGUUUAGCAGGUCUACUUCGGUCGUAGUGUACUAGCUAGCUACGAUCGGACCUAGCAUUAUUAGCUAGCAGUAGUAAGCUAGCUAGCUGUCAUUCGCACCAUUCUGUGGUUCGUGCAUUCUAGACGGUUGUGCUCAACAAGUGAGAGUGCUCACCCCCAUGAGGAAGCUGAGAAAGCGGGGAUGCCAGCCUGGAGGAAGUGGACUUGAGAUGGGCAGGGGAAGGGGCAGGGGAAGGGGCAGGGGCAGGGGUAGGGGCAGGGUUAACGCAGUUCAGUUGCGGCCACCCUCACCUUACCGACUACAACUAUCUCCCUCCAGAGAGACACUGACUUAUGCUCAGGCCCAGAAAAUGGUGGAGGUGGAUCUAGAUGGAAGGCUUCACAGGAUCAACAUAACGGACCCCCUGCCGGUCAUUACAGAGGAUGAGAUGAUGGCCCAGGAUAUUGCAGAGUGCAACAGCAACAAAGAAAACAGUGAGCAGACUAUGAGCCGAGCCAGACCAGGGCGGAAACCCCCCAACCCCAAAGGUAGAAGGAGAGAAAGCAAGAAUGCAUCUCAUCAGAGCCGUCGCUCUCAGCAUAACGCUCAAAACCAGACCAAUUCCUCCCAACACCCAUCCCACCACAGUCCCCUACCCGAGCCCACAUUCCGUGUGCUGGAUUCCCUGUCCCCCUGCGAUGCCCCUCCUCUCCCAGCUGCCUACUACCGCUACAUAGAAAAGUCAGGCGAGGAGCUGGAUUGCGAGGCCGAUUACGACAUGGACGAAGAGGACGUGGCUUGGUUGGAGAUGGUCAACCAGAAGAGAGUGUCAGAUGGCCACGCCUCGGUAGCGGCAGACACCUUUGAGCUGCUGAUCGAUCGCCUGGAGAGGGAGUCGAUCCUGGAGUCCCGGAGCCAGGCUCUGUCCCAGAGUGCCAUCGACGAGGAGGCCUUCUGUUGUGUCUGCCUCGACGAUGAGUGUCUGAACAGCAACGUGAUCCUGUUCUGUGACAUUUGCAACCUGGCCGUACACCAGGAGUGUUAUGGUGUGCCCUACAUCCCAGAGGGUCAGUGGCUUUGCCGCUGCUGCCUGCAAUCCCCCUCACGCCCUGUGGACUGUGUGCUCUGUCCAAACCGGGGAGGUGCCUUUAAACAGACUAGUGAUGGACGCUGGGCCCAUGUUGUCUGUGCCAUAUGGAUCCCGGAGGUGUGCUUUGCCAACACUGUGUUCCUAGAGCCUGUAGAGGGGGUGAAGAACAUACCUCCAGCUCGUUGGAAGCUCACUUGUUACUUGUGCAAGCAGAAAGGGAGAGGUGCUUCCAUCCAGUGCCACAAAGCUAACUGCUACAGGGCCUUCCAUGUUACCUGUGCCCAGAAGGCCGGCCUCUUCAUGAAGAUCGACCCGGUCCGUGAGACCGGUUCCAACGGAACCACCUUCUCUGUGAAGAAGACGGCCUUCUGUGAGAACCACUCUCCAGUGGGGUUGCGGCGGGAUGGGUCAGGGGAUGAAGGGGUGGAAGGCAGGCUGGUGGGAGGGAGGGGUACCAGAGGGCAAAGAUCCUACACUCAAAGCCCUCCGGCACCCCAGAAUAAAAAGACCCCCAAGGGUCAGAAGAAGAAGCCUAAGAAAGGAUCUGGUGGUGCAUCCCGUCGUUCUGCUGUGCCUUUGCUCCUGGUGCCUCAAAUCCCCUCUCACAGGCUCAACAAGAUUUGCACUGGGGUGGCUGUCCAGAGGAAGAACCAGUUCAUGCAGAGGCUUCACAACUACUGGUUACUGAAACGUCAGUCACGAAAUGGCAUGCCCCUCAUCCGGAGACUUCACUCCCAUCUGCAGGCCCACAAGACGGCCGAACAGAGGGAGCCAGAUGAGAAGUUAUGUGCCGCAAGGGAGGAGCUGCGGUACUGGCAGAAAUUGCGGCAGGACCUAGAGCGAGCCAGACUUCUCGUGGAACUGAUCCGCAAGAGAGAGAGGCUAAAGCGGGAACAGAUGAAAAUUCAGCAGGCUGUUUUGGAGCUGACGUUGACCCCUGCUCUAGUGUUGCUUCGCUCCACCCUAGACCAACUCCAAGAGAAGGAUACAGCAAAGAUCUUCUCACAGGCAGUCAACCUGACAGAGGUACCGGACUAUUUGGAGUUUAUUUCCCAGCCUAUGGACCUCUCCACCAUGCGUGAGAAACUGGAGGCCCAUGCGUACCGUUCAAUAGCAGACCUGGAGAGCGACUUCAACCUCAUGGUCUCCAACUGCUUGAGGUACAACUCCAAAGACACCAUGUUCCACCGAGCGGCCCUGCACCUGCGGGAGGUGGGAGGAGCCAUCCUCCGCCAUGCCCACAGACAGUCCCAGAGCAUCGGGCUCGACCCCACCACCGGCAUGCACCUCCCAGAGGCUCCCAACAAGAACAGCUUCUACCAAUGCACCUGGGAAGAUGUGGACACUCUGUUGGAUCCGGAGAACAGGCUCCACUUGUCCUCAGAGGAGCAGCUGAAGGUCCUGCUGGAUAAACUGGACGUCGUUGGGUCCAUGCGCUCCAGCGGAGGACGGACCAAGCGCAUGAGGUUAUUGCGCCGAGAGAUUAACACGGUCCGGCACAAAAUGAACCAGCAGCAACGCAACUGCGUGCCACUCAACGGGAACGACCUAAAGGAAGAGGAGGAGCAGGAGGAAGAGGAGCAGGAAAAGAAGGGAAGGCAGGAUCAUGUGAAUCCCUGUCCUAUAACAUCAGCAUCUACCCCAGGGACAGACGACUCUCCUCCAGUACUAGAGCCUACCUGCCCAGCAGCAUCCCCGCUGCCAGGAGACGCCCCACCUGAACCACCUGUCCUGGGGAUCGUGACUGGAGGGCGAAGGUCGCCUGGACGCUCCUACAAGCGCCAGAGAUCUGCCCGCAGUGGAAGCAGAGGCCAGGAUGACGAGGAGGUCUCUGAGGUGGAGGAGACUCCCUGCCCACAGAGUCAGACUGUUCCCACGGCCCCCUCUCUGGAGACCCCAACCCCUCCUCUUAUAGCAGGGGUCGGCCGUCGCACCUCUGUUCUGUUCAAGAAAGCUAAAAAUGGAGCGCGACCGGCAAAAAACCAAGGUCCACCUGUGCAGAAUACAGGGAACCCAGAGGGGAAAACCAACGGCUUGGACAGCACCCCUGCUUCUCCUCCCUGUGCCACCCCUCUUCUGCCCCCGCCCCCGCCCCCCCCGCCUCCAUCAGUCCACCAACUCAGAUCCAAAGGGCCCAGCUCUGACAGCGAGGCAGAGAAGCCCCUCCCCCCUAUAACCCUAACCCCAGCCAAAGAGGAAGGCUUGACAAACGGGCUUGGAAAGCACAAAGAAGAAGUUUUGGAAGAUCACCAGGACGACCAAAAACAUAGUGUCUCACCACCGAAGCGCAGUCGUGGUAAACCAGCCCUAGCAAACGUCCCCGAGGGAGAAAACGGAGACAUCUCUGGCACAGGCAGGAGUAUGCUUCUCCCCUUCGAUAGUGAAACGGUGCUCACACCCCUGGACCUGGUCUGGGCCAAAUGUCGUGGGUAUCCGUCGUACCCAGCAAUGAUUGUCGACGCCGACAUGCCCCAGGAAGGCCUCCUUCACAAUGGCAUCCCAAUCCCUGUGCCGCCUGUGGACGUGCUGAAACUGGGGAAGCGGAGACGAGAAGAAGCCGGGGAGAAGCUUUUCCUCGUGCUGUUCUUCGACACUAAAAGGACUUGGCAGUGGCUACCACGGGACAAGUUGCUGCCAAUGGGAAUGGAUGACACUGUAGACAAACUGCGCUUGAUGGAAGGCAAGAAACCUAGUGUUCGCAAGUCGGUACACACAGCAUAUGACCGUGCCAUGAUACACCUAACCCAUGUGAGGGGAAACCUCACCUUUAACCCUUCCAAUUUUAUAUGAAGGAUUUUAACUUGAGAAUGUUAUAAUUCUUCAGGGGUGCAAGCAUAACCUGUUGAUGACCAUUGGUGGCUAGAUGGCUAGUGGACGUUCUAACCAGAGAGGAAAUGUUACUUUUUGCAAUGGAAAAAGCGCAUGUAACAGACUGUGGAGCAGGUGGACAGUGUACCUUAAAUAAUAUGGUUUUUAGGAUAUCUUUUCUAGAAAUGUGAUUAUUCAUUGUGAUUAGUUUUUUAUUGUUUCAUACAACCACUGUUGCUAUGAAUCUGAGUGAAUAUGAAUUUUGUUUUAGGCCAAAGUGAAUCUAAAUCAGAGAGAAUGUAAAUAUUUUAUCUUCAAAAAGGGUUGGCGUGAUUCACAGCCUAUUGAGAUUGUAUGUCAUUGAAAUAUCAUGCUUCUUAUACAUAUUUUUCCACAUUGUGAAGCUGUUUUUAUUUUCAUGUUUUUUGUAUUUUAUAUGAAAUGGGAAUAUUGGAGUGUGUUGCAGCUAUUUUACUGAAGUUAGGUGUUCUGUCAAGCAAGAUGAUGUGCUUUUAUGAUGAAAAUCUAAGUGGUCACUGCAACCACUUUUUAAGAUAAAUAACAUGAACUGCCUGUGAAUUUGGCAAUAUUUUGCAUACCCAACAAUGACUUGAAAGCACAAUCAAAUUGUUUUGAAAGAUUUUAUGAGCUCUGAAGCCAUAGGAAUGGCAAACCUAAUAUAUGUAUAUAUAAACUGUAAGAGUUUGAGUAAGGAGCAUGUGUAUAGGUAUUUGCACAUCUUUUUGUAAAUAUGUAAAUGUAUUGUUUAUAUUAGCAUACAUGUAAGUAAUUUAAGGAAUGCAGAAAAUCAAAAUAUCAGAUUUUAAUUUAUAUUGUGUGACAAUGGGAAGAGUCUGUUAUUUAAAAAUAAAUAUUAAAACGAUAUAUGUAUGAAAUGCUCAAUAGUUCUUUGUAACAGUGUCUAUACAUGUGGAGAUGUUCCUUUAGCGGUCAUUUGGCAAACCUUAGUAGUUAUGUAGGCAUGAGUGCGCUAGCCUACCAGACUGUUUCUUAGGUGGCACAGAGGAUCU
This is a messenger RNA of Hypomesus transpacificus, 5144 nucleotides long. Its product is annotated as bromodomain and PHD finger-containing protein 3-like. NCBI's taxonomy places the organism in Eukaryota, Metazoa, Chordata, Actinopteri, Osmeriformes, Osmeridae. The record is from RefSeq and is a predicted model, not a curated record. Gene Ontology annotation, molecular function: protein binding. Gene Ontology annotation, cellular component: MOZ/MORF histone acetyltransferase complex. Gene Ontology annotation, biological process: regulation of transcription by RNA polymerase II.